This is a messenger RNA of Perkinsus marinus ATCC 50983, 267 nucleotides long. RefSeq lists its product as hypothetical. The record is from RefSeq and is a predicted model, not a curated record. NCBI's taxonomy places the organism in Eukaryota, Perkinsozoa, Perkinsida, Perkinsidae. The transcript has a single exon. The coding region runs from base 1 to 267 and encodes 88 amino acids.
AUGAAGUUACCCACCAUUUUGACUAUCCUGCUCAUCUUGGGUGUUGUUAACGGUGAUGCCCACCUGGCUGGUACGGGGAAGAUCAAGUCCAACAUCAUGAUGGAUAUGCAGGCCGAUAAUGGCGGUCAUGUGUCCGAAUUUGACCUCAAACAAAUCUUGCCUAACAACCUUGACGAUCUCUGUGAGAUGUGCAGAGUGUGCGAGAAAGUUGACUUUAUUCUGCCCUUCUGCUGGCCUCUAGUAUAUGCGUGCAACAAGGCUUGCUAG